Messenger RNA from Eptesicus fuscus (big brown bat), 556 nucleotides. It is a transcript of the gene SNRPD1, whose product is annotated as small nuclear ribonucleoprotein D1 polypeptide. The record is from RefSeq and is a predicted model, not a curated record. Bases 94 to 453 code for a protein of 119 amino acids. The transcript has 4 exons. Gene Ontology annotation, cellular component: U12-type spliceosomal complex; precatalytic spliceosome; U1 snRNP. Lineage: Eukaryota; Metazoa; Chordata; Mammalia; Chiroptera; Vespertilionidae. Gene Ontology annotation, molecular function: RNA binding. Gene Ontology annotation, biological process: RNA processing; spliceosomal snRNP assembly.
CCUGCGAGUAGGCGUUUCCGGCCAUUCAUACUCCGGUCCGGUGGCCCACGGUUGUCGGGUUUUGUGCACUCUCGGACAGAAAUCUUCGUGAGGAUGAAGCUCGUGAGAUUUUUGAUGAAAUUGAGUCACGAAACUGUAACCAUCGAAUUAAAGAAUGGAACACAGGUCCAUGGAACAAUCACAGGUGUAGAUGUCAGCAUGAAUACUCACCUUAAAGCUGUGAAAAUGACCCUGAAGAACCGAGAACCUGUACAGCUGGAAACACUGAGUAUUCGCGGGAAUAACAUUCGAUAUUUUAUUCUGCCAGACAGCUUACCUUUGGAUACACUACUUGUGGAUGUUGAACCAAAGGUGAAAUCUAAGAAAAGAGAAGCUGUUGCAGGAAGAGGCCGAGGCCGAGGAAGAGGAAGAGGACGUGGUCGGGGCAGAGGAAGAGGGGGUCCUAGGCGAUAAUGUCUCUCAAGAUUACUGUUUCAAAGUGAUAUGCGAUUUGGGAUAUUUUUUGUACAGGUUUUGUUUGUUUAUGUCAGUUUUUAAUAAACAUAAAUGUAGGCCA